AUGACAGAAGAACCGAAAGAAAAUAUCACUUUAAAAUCAUUAAGUGAAGAAGAAUCGAAGGAUCAGCCAGAAAUCACGGAGGAAAGUUCAAAUGUAUCCAGUAAAAGUGUAUUCGCAAGGUGGUUGAAACCGACGAGUGUUAGUGAAAUGAAAUUCGUGUCCAAAGACGUUUUAUUGAUACGCGUUGGAAAAACGUUAAUAUUUUAUGAUGGGAAUACGCAAAAAGAAGAUAUCCUAAUAGUAGGCAGUAAAUCGACCCCGGGGGGUGGUGGUGAUGAUGAUCUACAUUUAGAAGGUAUUGGGUGCGUCGAUUGCUGUGAUACAGAUUUACUGGCUUUGGCUGAACACCCACCAAUAUCCAAGGUGGUAAUUUGUUUAUAUCCUGACCUGAAAGUGUUGGCGACUCUUGUUGAUAGUAGCUGCUCUGUACCAUACAAGUCUAUACUGUUUCUGAGGUUGGAAUAUUUAAUCGGCUUGCGUGAUUACCCGGCAUUCGAUUUGAUCGUGUGGGCGUGGAGAAUUGGAGAAAAACUGUUGGUCGUCGACACCGGAUUCAUUCAGCCGAACCAAUAUCUAAAGUAA
Molecule: messenger RNA, 582 nt
Organism: Macrosiphum euphorbiae (potato aphid)
Lineage: Eukaryota; Metazoa; Arthropoda; Insecta; Hemiptera; Aphididae
Source: the annotation of a GenBank genome assembly